UUCCUUCUCCAAUGGCACCCUCAUCAUCAUCCGAACCUUCUUCUCCCCUGUCACCCUCAUCAUCUUCAUCAUCCUCCUGGACAUCAUUCUCCACCCCCUCUUCUCCCAUGUCACCAUCACCACCACCAUUAUCAUCAUCUGAGUCUUCUUCUCCCAUGUCACCUUUGUCAGCUAAUAACCAUAAUGAUUCUUCAAAUUAUAUCAUUUAUCAUCCAGACAAGUUAACGUUGUAUGAUAUAUUUAAAAUGCUAGUAUUGCAGACAAGCUUAGGGGGUUGUGAGUCUGUUGAUGAGUUCGUGGAGUGUCCCAGCAAUUUCGAUCGAAAGCAGUUGAACGCGACCCGGUUCAAUGUUUUAGUGUGGAUGCUCCAGAAGGUGAUGAUACGCAUCAGAAAACCACUAAAACUAGUGGGUUCUUUGGUGGAGUUCACCUUGAAUUUGGUUUCUAUUAAUGGUGGCCUUUUACGAUUGGUUUCAAACAUUUUCUCAUGGUCAGUUGAGAUUCCGAACAAAGAUACAGCAGAUUUUCAGUCAGCAAUUGCAUUCGUAGAUGGAAGGAAGGAUCUGUACAAAGCCUCUUCCCUCCAUAGAUCUCACCCGGCGGCGGAGGUAUUGGACAUGGACGAUAUUAAUAAGAUCAACACUGAAGAUCUCUGCAUAAUGGCAGCAAAGGUAGCCUACGAGAAUCGAGAAUACGUGCACAACGUGGUCACCCAGCAAUGGAAGAUGCAUUUUGAAGAAUUUUAUGGGUUCCAUAAUCGUGACGAUAUUCUGAAGGAGAGUGACACCCAAGCUUUCAUUUUCUGCGACAGGCCCGAGAAAGCUCGAUUGAUAGUAGUAGCAUUUCGUGGCACAGAGAUAGCCAAUGGUACAGAUUGGUUAACUGACCUGGACAUCUCAUGGAUCUCUGUAGGUGAAGAAAUUGGAAGAGUUCAUGUAGGAUUCAUGAGAGCCCUUGGGCUUCAAGGCAAAGGGUGCAGAAUUCGGCCAAAGGUGUACAAAGGAAAGAAACCUUUGGCAUACUACACCAUAAGAGAAAGGCUGGAGACGUUGCUGAAGCAAAACGAGAAUGCCAAGAUAUUAGUAACAGGACAUAGCUUAGGUGGUGCACUGGCAAUCCUGUUUGUUGCUGGGCUUGUGUAUCACAAGGAAGAUGCCUUACUGAACAAUCUGUGGCGUGUCUACACAUUUGGGCAGCCCAGGGUUGGAGAUGACAACUUCGGGAGGUUCAUGGAUGCAAAGCUAAAUGGGGAUCAGAAGAGGUAUUUCAGGGUUGUUUAUGGGUACGAUAUCGUUCCUAGGUUGCCUUUCAGUCGCCCCAUCACAGAAUUUGUUCACUUUGGAGAAUGCCUCUACUAUAGCAGCUGGUACAAGGCACAGGUAUUGAAAGAGGAACCAAAUGAGAAUUACUGUAGUCCCUGGUUCUUUAUUCCCAUGCACUUCAAUGCCUGGCUGGACCUGGUCAGAGCAAUAUUUGUCGGCAUUAAAGAAGGGAAAAGUUUUGAGGAGAGUCCCCUCUCUCUGUGUCUUAGGGCUUUGGGGCUCCUGAUUCCUGGUUUGAGUUCCCAUAGUCCAAGAGACUAUAUUAAUGGGGCAAGGCUACGAGUAAAUGAAUUGCCCAAUUAGAAGAAAGAUGAUGAUGAGGA
Nelumbo nucifera (sacred lotus) is the source of this 1645-nucleotide messenger RNA. RefSeq names its product triacylglycerol lipase OBL1-like. Gene Ontology annotation, biological process: lipid metabolic process. Gene Ontology annotation, molecular function: triacylglycerol lipase activity. NCBI's taxonomy places the organism in Eukaryota, Viridiplantae, Streptophyta, Magnoliopsida, Proteales, Nelumbonaceae. The record is from RefSeq and is a predicted model, not a curated record.